AUGAAUACAACUGAAAGUAAAAGUUCAAAAAUUAAAAUCAUGUGGGAGAAAAGUGGCAAUGGUCACAAUAAUGAAAGCUUUGACAGCGAGGGACGUCCUUCCCGAACGGUGCUUUGUGUGCAACUGCUUCCACCUGGAGAUCCGUACUUUGAGACUACCCCCUUGCAGACAGAGGGCGCGGGGCCGGGCGGCCGGGGCAAAGUUACUCACUGGGAAAGCGCGGCCGCCCGGGGCGCGCACCGGCUCCCGGCGCCGCAGCCAAGCGCCAGCUCCGCUCUCCGCGGCCCGCUGAGAGAGCCGGGAGCCCGCCGGCCUCCGCUCCGCCGGGAGCCGCCGGGAGCCGCCGCCGCCGCCGCCGCCGCCGCCGCCGCCGCCGCCGCCGCCGCCGCCGCCGCCGCGGAUUUCCUGGCAAGAAGCAAACUCUGGCCAAGACUUCACUUCUCAACCGCCCCUGCUGCCUUCCCGGGGGCGAGCGCCAGGCCCCUGCAGCCCAACCCGACAAGCAGCUGGGCCAACCGGCUGCGGCGCAGGGCGGGCAGGGGGCGGGCCAGAGCGCGGCUCCGCCUAUCGAAGCGCGCGGGGGGCGGGCCAGGCCGGGGCCGUCACUCCCGGGUUAGAGUGAGCCCACUCCGCCCCUGGCCGCCUGCCCUCCCCCACUCGGUCUCGGCUGCCCCCGCCCGCCUGAUCCCCCCGCUGGAGACCCGCUGGGAAAGUGGAUCUGCGCUCACCGCCGACCGCCGCGAGCAGAGGGGAACAGCUGGGGAGGCAGUGACCCUCUGGGGGAACCGGGGUGUGGGUACGAGCACAGGUGGCGCAGGAAAGCAGGAAUAUAGGACAGAAACGAAGGCUUUUUUUGACCCGUUUGAGGUGUGCGGCUGCAAGAUCCCGGAUGACACACACACAACCUUAAACUCAUCCCCGUCUGUCGUGAAAUUCAUCAAGGUGUACUGAUCACCUGCACUUUGCACCUGUCAUCCCCCCGAACACCCCCCCCCUCCCCCGUCAGGCUUGGGGUCCCGCCAGGGAGUGACACCCUGCCCCAAGGGUCAGGCAGCAAGUCUGAAAGAGGCCCCAUUCCGCCCUGAGAAGGACGGCGGCUUGGGGCGGCAGGUAAGGCCCCGCCCCCUUCGCCAACACCUGGCCGAAGGUGCCGAGGGCUGCACCGGAGCGCCCACAGGCGGGUCUCGCCCUCGAGGUGGGACGGGAGAGCGGCCCCCCUGUCCCCGCUAGGGCAGCGGGCGGACUGG
Molecule: messenger RNA, 1247 nt
Organism: Nyctereutes procyonoides (raccoon dog)
Lineage: Eukaryota; Metazoa; Chordata; Mammalia; Carnivora; Canidae
Product: progesterone receptor-like
Exons: 4
Coding region: 1-951 (316 amino acids)
Source: RefSeq, a predicted model, not a curated record